Messenger RNA from Syngnathoides biaculeatus (alligator pipefish), 3526 nucleotides. RefSeq names its product sorting nexin 20 (gene snx20). Gene Ontology annotation, molecular function: protein binding; phosphatidylinositol phosphate binding. Gene Ontology annotation, biological process: protein transport. NCBI's taxonomy places the organism in Eukaryota, Metazoa, Chordata, Actinopteri, Syngnathiformes, Syngnathidae. The coding region runs from base 1790 to 2608 and encodes 272 amino acids. The transcript has 3 exons. Gene Ontology annotation, cellular component: early endosome membrane. The record is from RefSeq and is a predicted model, not a curated record.
CUCUCCUUCGACCCUUGUGCGGAUAAGCGGCUCGGGAGAUGGAUGGAUGGAUGGGUUUUGAGGUCCUUGUGGGGUUCGGAGGACGGCUGAUGACGGCACACGAGAGUCGCGAAAACACGACUUCCGGUGUCCUUUCAGAUGAAAACCUCAUCCGCGCGAUCGUCUUGUGUUUUUCGCCUGAACACGCCGCGACGGGAAAAAACCGUGAAAUAAGAAUAAAUUGUUUUAAAACGCCUCCGUUGUCCACCCUUUUGAGUGGCAUUCGUUUAUUUUCUCACGGCUUCCCGUCAAAGCUCUCUUCCGGUGUGAAUGACUGACGCCAACGGACAGUGAACGCACCCCAAGAUGGACGCGCUGCUGGAAGGUCUUCAAGUUGCUCUUCACGGGACGUCAUCGCGUUGUUGCCUCCAAUGUGGCACAACACAGAAAAAGCUGCACAUUUUUUGUAUGAAAUUACAAAAAUAACGACAAAGUUGAAUCUUAGAAGAUUAAGAAAUGCAUGUAAAAAAAAAAAUGCGGAAGACAAAUUUGUCACAGGUAGUCCGGAAAUGUCACGUACUCGCCGACGUGACCUCGAACAACGGCUCGGUUUCGUCGGGACGCUUGUACCGGGAGUCUGGGUUUACUGGUGACUCGCAAACGCGGCGUCCGGUAAUCCUGCCGAGUGCGGUGAAUUCUGAAUCCGCCGCGACCUCCGACUGGCAAUCAGUUCCGAUCGCGUGCGGUGCCGCUGGCACAAAUCGGUGCCCCCGAGUCGGAGGCAAAAAAAAAAAAAAAAAACAACAAAAAAACUCGUCCACGCAGAAGGAUUUUACCAAAUGUGGAAUGUGCCGUGGUCCGAGAAUUUCGACAGAGAACUGCACCGACAUAAAGAUUCCGUUCCGCCUCCAAAUUUGAAAUCUGGGGCGAUCGCACAAAACCCGAGAAGAAGAAACACUUCGGGACAUCCGUUGAUGGUUCCUGAUCGGCUCCCCAAGAAACCGGAAAUUUCUUGUCGUCUGGGGAACCCACUUUUAUUCCCAAAAAAAGAAGAAAAAAAACAUCAUGUCAGAGGUUCGCUUUGAUUUUUGGGCUUUUCGCUUCUCGAUUGCACGUCGCGACUUUGGAGGGCUCGUCUUUACCCGCGCACACAAAGAACCGUUCGGGUUCCCGAAAUCUCUUAACACGCCUCAGACCGAAAGAUAAUCUCCGAUCGUCUCAGAAGACAAAAGAUCGUCUGGCACUUGGAAGUCAGCCGCUCUUCGAAAUCACAACAGUCACAAACUGUCGGCUUCAACGCGAAGUAGGCAAACACGUUUUUGUCGAAAACAAUGUCGACAUUCGCAGGAUCUCCAGAUUGAGCCUUCCCAUUUAUAGCUAUAUUUUGAAACCGUCAUUUAACCAGGCUGGUCUCAUUGAGAUCUGAAAAAAAAAAAAAAAAAAGCAUCAUCAACGUCAGCCAAAUUGGCAGAGGCCCACUUUGUUGCCGCAACCAAGUCCGAGAGCUUCCACUUUCCGUUUGAAAACAUUUCCGUUCCUCAAGUCGAACAAUGUGAAACGGAUUCUGGGCCGACCCGAAGGCCGUCUCCCAAUGUCUGUCGCGGCCUUUGCGACAGCCAACGUAAAAAGCGGCUCUUUCCCCGCCACUAGCUUGGCAAAGCAAUCAAAACGUCCGGAGCCGCCGCGUCGCUCAACGUCUCGGCGCUUUGUCGGCACGUCGCGUACGCGCGCGGCCCCAAGAAUACUCGAAAAGAGGAAGUGAGAAUGUUUCAGUUUCUUUUCACAAGAACGUCGCCAAGACGCGGACAAGAUGGAAGGACCUCGGGGCGACGGCCAUCUUGAGAGACUUUCCCCCCCGCACGGGUCGGGGGGAGCUUCACAUUUGACCACCGGGGAGCUUCAGCAGCAGUUUCGACGGAUGAAAAAGUCCGAGGCGCGUCCCCGGCUUCUCUUUCACGUCUCAGAGGCGCGACGAGACGGAUCGCACGAGGUGGCGCUGUUGAGCACCGGAAGCUUCAGUCCCCGUCACGUGACGCUCAAACGGAGCUACGCCGACUUUUCCCGCUUCCACCGCCGGCUGACGGCGGAGUUCGGAGAGGAGCUGGAGGAGGCGGGGCCGCCGGGUUCGUGCACCUGGCGGGGGCGGGGCUUCGCCCUGCAAGAAUACCUGAGCCGGACCUUCGCCGUUUGCUGCCGUUCGCCGCUCUUUGCGCAAUUCCUGACGCAGCGGGAGCGCGCCGCCGCCGCCGUGCUGAUGCGCGCCGGACGCUACGCGGACGCGCUGGAGCAGCUCAACGGCGUCCUCGCUGUCCACGAAAAGCUUUUGCCUUGGCAAAGGCAGACGUCAACGACGGCAGCGGUGCCGGCGCUGGCCGCCGCGGCGGUGUGCCACCGCGAGCUGGGGAGCCCCCCGGAGGCGCUGGCCGCCGUCCGCCGGGCGCUGCCCCCCGUCCGACGCUACGGGUUGCGCCGCUACCGGGCGCCUCUGCUGCGCCUCCUGGUGGAAUGGGAGCACCGCGCGGGGCGACCGACGGCCCAGCUGCAGGAGGAGCUGACGGCGGCCGAGGACGGACGCCCGGCCUCUGCGCUCUCCCUGAAGGAGGUCGCGCUGGAAGACUUGGCUGACUGAGACGCCGGACGUUUCCGCGGCCGCCUCGUCGGGAAAGUCUCCUUUUCCCUUUCCAGCCACGAGGGAACAACUAAUUUCACGGUCGCUCAUUCCAAAUGACGGCUCCCCAAUCACGACAUUUGAUUUCAGGAAGGCGAAGUGAAGCCCGCUGACAAAAUGCUCCUUUGUCGGAUAACGACGGGAGCGGGAAACUAGCUAACUAGCAAACGUGCAGGACCGUAACGUGAGGGCAUUGUUUGGACAAAGUAAAGGAAUGUAAGAGUUUCAGCUUAAAGUAGUUCAUUAGAUGUUGCUGCAUCCUGUGUAUGAAAGCGUGAGACUGAAAAGUGCCGAGCGUGUGACUGGUGGAACGAAACAGGGUACGUGGCGCAAGAAUGUGCAAGAAGGGAACGCUUUAGAACAGACGGUGCGCACUGCAAGGAGGCUGCGGAGACGGGAGGACUCAGAGGCAGUUGGUGGAAAAACCACCACCGGGAAGAGCCAGCACGCGAGUCUGCAGGGGAGGAGUCGGGCCGACACCCGGCGGACCAAAGGAGACCAAUGAGAGAGCGCCAAGGAUACCCGCGGGAGACUCAGACUCAGUAGAUUGGAGUUUGAAAUUGUUCUGGGAAACUCGGACGUGGAGGACGUCUGCUGGUGGCGACAGAGACGUACGGGGUUGUUGUCAUGAGACCCAGCUGCGUGUUGAAGGAAUAAAUCCACUCGUGUGUGUGAAAAUGCCGGCUUCCCGAUACCUUUCUAUUGCACAACGAUUGUUGGAUGAGUGGCAGUUGGGUAAGGUCACAAAUUGGAGUCAGAUUACUAACUCGCGCUCACGAUGAUUUAGAAAUAUAAAAUUCCAACAAAAGCUAUGUGAAAAAUUGUGAAACCAUUCAAUAUAAAAGCAAUCCAGUUGGGAUGAAUAAUUAGUCAGGCAAG